AUCAAUUAUAUCUGUGAACUGAAGUGUUACUUGAUAACAUGUGGUUACUCUUUCUCAUACUAUCUCCAUCUCUUGCGUUGUUUACUCGCGAGCCCCCUCCACCCCUAGUGACGUCGCGUGCCACAGUCCAAGAACGCUGGCUUAACGUUGAUCUUAACCACUUCGAUGCUUCAAAUACAGACACCUUUCCUAUGCGAUACUAUUACAACGACGAGUUUGUCCAAGUCAAUAACAGCAAUAUAGUAAUAUUCGUCGGUGGUGAGUGGGCCAUCCAUCCUGGCUGGGUGUCUGCUGGUUUGGCUUACGAGCUGGGCAACAGAACCAGCAGUGCUGUGAUUUACACAGAACAUCGGUACUACGGUCAAACACGUCCCAGCAGUACGACCAGUUUAGCUGAGCUCCGGUUUCUAAAUGUGGACCAAGCUUUGGGAGAUCUUGCUCAGUUUAUUGAACAUGUGAAGAGCGACGCUUUCGAAGAUGGCAAAUUCAGAAACGCAUCGGUGGGUCUCGUAGGCUGUUCCUACGCUGGAAGCAUGGCUACCUGGAUGAGACUGGCCUACCCGCAUCUGGUGGAUGUCGCCUUCUCCGACAGCGGACCCUUGUACGCACAAGAAGACUUCCCAGAAUACCUCGAAGUCAUAACUGAAUCGCUUGUCAGGCAAGGUAGUCAAGCGUGUGUCGACACAAUAUCAUUAAGUAUUAGCACUAUGGUGGAACUACUGAAAUCGGAUGCCGGGGCGAGAGAAGUAUCUAGUUUGUUCAACACCUGUACCGAGAUCCGACCAAACGUCAGUCUGGAUAUCAGCACGUUCUUCUGGUACGGCAUCACAGAGACCUUCGCAGAGCUGGUGCAAUAUGCUGACCCUGGAGAUAUUACUGCCGCUUGUCAGACCAUCACAAACUCUGCUAUUUCCACAGUCCCGAUGGAGCGUCUGGCUGCCUGGGUUACUAACAGAACGUGGACCCAACCGUGCAUUGAGCCUCGUUACGAGGAAGUCGUUCGGAAACACACCAAUUUAAGCUACGACGCACCUGAUGCAACAAUGCGCCUGUGGACAUAUCAAACCUGCGUGGAGUACGGCUGGUAUCAGACUACCAGUAGUACCCGACAGCCAUUCCUCUCAACAGUGCCCCUGGAGUACUUCCAUCAGAUGUGCAAAGACUUUUUCUCGAACGACACCAACGUCGAAUUGCUUCGUUCAGGAAUCAAACGCACGAACCUAUUGUUCGGCGGCAUGCGUCUACCAGACCACGUGCUAUCAGUUGCUGGCGGGAUUGACCCCUGGUCGCCCAUGGGGCCAAAUAUCACUCAUUCUACCCCUCUUGCCCCUGUUUACUUCAUACCUGAUGCAUCACACUGUAUGGCUGUUGGAUCAACAGCACCUCGUGAUGUCGAAUUACUUCGUGAAGCUCAGCAAAGUAUCCUAGAUAACAUGACGCUCAAGAUGACGGGUCAACCAGAAGUUUCAUCAGCAUUUACAUUCAUGAUAACACCAAUUUUAUUGUUAGCGAAUAGUCUUAUUAUUUUUGUUUAAAUUAAAUAUUAUUUAAAA
Messenger RNA from Leptidea sinapis, 1553 nucleotides. RefSeq names its product putative serine protease K12H4.7. Gene Ontology annotation, molecular function: serine-type exopeptidase activity; dipeptidyl-peptidase activity. The record is from RefSeq and is a predicted model, not a curated record. Lineage: Eukaryota; Metazoa; Arthropoda; Insecta; Lepidoptera; Pieridae. The transcript is spliced from 11 exons. Gene Ontology annotation, biological process: proteolysis. The coding region runs from base 39 to 1535 and encodes 498 amino acids.